AUGGCCUAUCCUAAUAAAGGCGGGGGUCCGCCUACAUCAGAAGUGGAUAUCCCACUUGGGCAGGAUCAACAGGAGGAGAAACAACCAUCAAAUGAAUAUAGAGAUAUGAAGCUGUUGAGUACUAUGAAAGCUUUACUUACCCGAGUGCUGGCGACGUGUCCGGCGCCAACGGCAGAUACUAGCGCACAGUCAAGCUCCGUAAAGCUGAUAUCCAAACGAUACAGACGCGGACACGAAGGAAUAGAAAAAAAAUUGUGCACAAACGUCGUUCCACCAGAUUUCUCCCAAGUAGAAACAGAUUUAACAGGUGACGACAAACGAGCGGUCAUUGGGCUAUUGAAUAGGUAUGCUGAUUAUUUUAUAGAAGGUGUCCCAGUAAGCGUAUAA
This is a messenger RNA of Parnassius apollo (apollo), 387 nucleotides long. The record is from the annotation of a GenBank genome assembly. NCBI's taxonomy places the organism in Eukaryota, Metazoa, Arthropoda, Insecta, Lepidoptera, Papilionidae.